UUGCCGCCCUGGACUCUAUAAGCCCCCAUAGACGGGGAAGCGUGUUUAAAUCCAGAGUCGAUGAUUGCCUGAAUGAAAAUCACCCUGAAAGCCCAAAAGUCUAGGUCUACAUAAGCAAUAGCUACAAUGACUAGCAAAGUAUCCACGCAUGAGAUAUCUCAACAUGCUAGCGAAGGAGACGCCUGGAUCGUGGUCAAUGGUAAAGUUUACGAUGUGACGAAAUUCGCACCGGAGCACCCUGGAGGCGCAGAGAUUAUUUACCAAUUUGCCGGUCGGGAUGCUUCCAAACCAUACAACAGCACCCACUCGCCAUCUUUGAUCAAGGAGCUUGACGACCAGAUUAUCGGUGAGCUAGACACCAGUACCAUCACGCAGGAAUGGAGCAAAGAGGAGCAGGAGCCACAGAAGGCGGAAGGCUCAACAGAUACGGCAUAUCUACGGCCAGCUCUAGAAGAUAUUCUCAAUCUGGACGAAUUCGAGCAUGUCGCCAUGAACACUUUCAGCCCCAAGUCGUGGGCCUACAACAGCGGCGCGGCAAAUGACAACUUCACUCGAGAUGCAAACCGUGCCUUUUUCAGAGACAUAUGGUUCCGUCCAGCUAUCAUGCGCAAUGUGUCAACCGUCAACCUCAAAUCUACCCUCUUUGAAUGUGACCUCGAUAUCCCGGUCUUCAUCUCACCCGUUGGCGCUGCAAAGACGGUAUUCGAAGAGGGCGAGUUAGCACUUGCUCGAGGUGCCGCCAAUUCGGGUAUUCCGUACUGUCUAUCUACCAUGACCUCGUACUCAUUGUCAGAAAUUCUCGAGGUGACCUCGAAACCGGUCUUCUACCAGCUGUACAUCAACAAAGACCGACCGAAAACGGAAGCACUCGUUCGCAUAGCGCAGGAUUCCCGCAAGGUCAAGGCGCUAUUAGUGACUGCAGAUCUACCAGUCAUGUCGAAGCGAGAGGCAGACGAGCGUAUCAAGCCAGAAAGCAAUGCCGUCUUGGUCAAAGUGGCGCAAGGCAGUAAACAUGUGGGAAAGAAGAGCGCGGGACUUGCAAAGUCCACUAGCUCUAUGAUUGACUCCUCGCUGAACUGGAAUGAUCUUCAAUGGCUGAGGAGUAUUACGAAUCUUCCAAUCCUCGUCAAAGGUGUCCAACGUGCCGAGGAUGCUCUGCUGGCGGCGCAGGUUGGGUUUGAUGGGAUCGUGAUCAGCAACCAUGGAGGUCGGGCUGCGGAUACGGCACCGCCGGCUAUAUUGGUUCUGCUGGAGAUCCACCGCUACUGCCCGGAGGUAUUUGGCAAGAUCAAGGUGUUGAUUGAUGGAGGGUUCCGUCGUGGAUCGGAUGUAGUCAAGGCUAUCUGUCUCGGUGCCUCGGCCGUGGGUCUAGGUAGACCAUUCCAAUACGCCUUGGGCUAUGGACAAGAGGGGGUUGAACAUGCGGUUGAAAGUAAGUGUGGCUAUCCAAAAUGGACGAGCACGACUGACUCUUCGAUAGUACUCAAGGAGGAAAUCCAGACAGCCACGCAGUUGGUGGGCAUGACAGAUCUGAUGCGAGAUGCUUCUUCAACAUACAUCAACACGGCAGGAGUGGAACAUUUGCUCCCACCGAAUUGCGCGUCCAGCCAGAAAAGUUUCCUCCGUCGCCUUAUCAAACUGUGAAUGCCCGCUUUACGGUCAGUUUUCCGACGUGGUCCCUCAUCACAUAGUAUUGAUUGGGUGGUAAUGCAAAUUUUGAAUCGCUAUAAAAGACAAGCCAAUGCACACAAUAUACAAUAUGCUCAUAUCCCAUAACAUGCAAUCCCUUCAUGCAAUCCCUUCAUGCAAUCCCUUCAUGCAAUCCCUUCAUGCAAUCCCUUCAUGCAAUCCCUUCAUGCAAUCCCUUCAUGCAAUCCCUUCAUGCAAUCCCUUCAUGCAAUAGACUCUCCCCAUGAGACCCAUCGUCGUACACAUUCAUCAACUCUCCGCAGCGCUUCCUUGGCCGCCUCAACUUCAAACCAUUCCCGAUGCUCCUUCCCACACUCGCUACAGCGGCCAAGGUCGCGCAUUCGUAAAUCGGCGAGCUCAAGGUGAAUCAGUCGUUCCACACGAUGGACAUGAGGGACCUUCCGUCCCGGUACGAGAGACGCCGCCGGACUGGCAUUACUACCGGCUCGCUGUCGAGAUGCGGGAACCCUGGCAGGAGAUGAGGAUGUAGAAGACGGUGUGUAGGGGUAGUAGCGGAUCAAAGUCAGGUCGUAAGAGCAUUGCCGUGUCCACUCGGCAAGUCGACGGUGCACGUUGCUUGUUCGCCCGAUUUUCAGCCGGAUAGAUCCUGGCGUCGUUGAUGUUGGAUUCGUUGUCAGAGCGUUGAGAUCUCUAGCUGCACGCAGAGCAUCGCUCACGCUCCGGGGCUGAGGCGGUGGACGGAGACCGUUGUUAGUCUGUGGGGCCGAGGGUAAUAUUGAGGAUGCAAUAUCCCUUGCGAGUGGCGCAUGUUCAUCCGUUGUAGUAUUUUGGGGCGUCAACCAGAACAUGUAGAUGUAACCCUCGUCGUCGGCAUCGGAAAUGGGCUUGGCCAGCUCUGUGAGAAGUACAGAUGUCGUUUGGGGUGAAAGAGUUUUAGGAAUCCAUGACAGUAAGGAUGGAGUGUGCGAGGAUGACGAAGAGUGUCUAUUGUUUGGGAGAGAUGGCCGCGUUUGUGUCUGUGGAGUAGAUACUCGUUGUCCAGCCGAGGACACUUUGAUCUGCUGCGGUCGUGGAUUUGGAGCUGGCCUCUGCCCAUUCUGAUACUGUUUCUGAGGCAUAGACGAUUGGCCUUGUAUCGGACGAGUAUACACAGGCCUUGAGACGGGUGCUGAUGGCCUACGAUCUUCGUCGUCGUCGACAAUCUCAAAACAGCAGAACGUUCUCCUUGGACGACGCUUUUCACUGAAGCCGCUUUGACUUGUCCUCUGCUUCUGCGGUCUCUUGCGAGGAGGCGGUUUUUCGUUAAUCUCAAGCACGCCGAGUUUGUCCAUGAGCGUGUCGAUGCUGGUCCUCGGCUUGACCGGAGUGAUAGAGUCACUGUCAACGGUAGCAGAGGAUACUACUUGAUCCUUGUGUUGCCAGCAGUACAAAGAAGCCAUGUCGGGUACCCCAUUCUGAGCACCUUUCUUUUGAGGUGUCGAAGCUGGGGAAGGAGUCGUAGAAGACGCUAAAGCGCGCCGACAGGGCCGGCCUUGAGUCGUGAUACCUCUACAUGUCGUAGCGGGAUUCCGUGAAUCUGAGCGGGGCAGCACAGAUUCUGGCGUAUUUGAAAUCUGAGGCAUGCGCAGGUUUGAGUUUGGGAAAAGUGAGAUUUUACUUGGUAGAAAGUGGAAGUAGAUCUAGUUUGAAGAGAAAUCGCAUGAAGAAACCAUCAGCGACGAAGUCAGCCCUGUAGGGACCUGGAGCUACCGGCUAAUGCGGUGAGGCACCCAGGAAUGCCCCCCGAGACUCGCAACUCCACUUGGAGCAUUUCGAG
Molecule: messenger RNA, 3466 nt
Organism: Penicillium brasilianum
Lineage: Eukaryota; Fungi; Ascomycota; Eurotiomycetes; Eurotiales; Aspergillaceae
Source: the annotation of a GenBank genome assembly